GGGUGUCAGGAUUUGAAAUGCUGGAGACCUGACCAAGGAGCCUCGCUCUCCUCUUGCUAUUUUUAUUUGCAUACAUGAAUCAUCGUGCAAAGGAACAACGGCAGCGCUGCGCAUUUGCAAUACUUCUUUCCAAAAAGAAAAAAAGUGGGGAAAGAAGAACAUCGAGAACAGAAAAACCAUGAAAGCAAAGAAGUGGUCGUCUUAAGACUCCGUUUCCCAUCUUUCCCCGCGGCGAGGCGAGGCCUGUGACUGUGGUGCAUUAUGGGGGUUGUAGUUCCAUCGUUCCCCAAACAAGGGAAGAUGUCCGAGGUGCGGCUGCCCCCGGUUCGGGCGCUGGAUGAUUUUCUGCUGGGUUCCACUCGCUUAGCCACCCCGGACUUGCGCGAUCUGCAACGGUGGCAUAACCGGGUCAUUAAUAACCUCCUUUACUACCAGAGCAAUUAUCUGCUGGUGCUGGGCGCCGGGCUGCUGCUGGGCGCGUACUUUCGCCCCAUGCUGACUCUGCUGAGUGGUACUCUUAUCACUCUGAUCUUCAUGAGCUUUGUCUGGACUGCCGAGAACAAGGCCCCCGUGCGGCGCAUCCGGCGGAACUAUCCUGGCACCUGCCUCUCUGCUGUCCUGGGCUCUGCCUACUUCCUAGUGUCUCUCUUUGAAGGCUCUGCCACGUUCUUGGUUUUCAUCGCCCUGCCGAUAAUGUUGAUCAUCAUUCAUGCCUCUCUGCGUCUCCGGAACCUCAAAAACAAAAUUGAGAACAAAAUGGAGAGCAUCGGACUCAAACGCACACCCAUGGGGCUACUCCUGGAAGCUCUUGGGCAGGAACAGGAAGCUGGAUCCUAGAUCUAUCACCACCAUGCAGGACUCCCUUCACUUGGAAAUAUGUUUACCUUCAUUCCAUUGAUUGUUGGCUCCCCCACUCCUGGCCUGUCUUAUCUCUUUACUUAAACCAACCUGGUGGUCUGCCUAGGAACUGCUGUCAAAGAUGCAGUAUCCGCUGAAUUAGAGUGGAUAACCUAUGGGACUCCUUGCCUCUACGUGCAGACCGUGAGAUUUAAUAGCAGCGUUGAAAGGGGCAGGUGGUGGGGGCGGGUUCUGUUAAAUCAGGCAGUUAUUUCUAGUAUUUCAAGGCAAUAUCUGAAAAUGUAUUAACUAGUGAGGAUUAUCUUUAUUUAAGCUUAGAAAGGUUCUCAUGUAUACCAGAGAAAGGGAGAGGCAGCAAGUACGAUUUAGAGAAAGACCAGGCAGGUUUUGUGUUUUUUUUAAAUGGUCUGUAAAGUAUUAGCCUAUGGGGACUCCUAGACACUUAAUUCUUUUAAAAACCAAGGAUUGAGACUUGAUCCUAGGACCAGGUUGGUUAACAGAUUAAAAAGCAGUCUGUGUCUAGUUAUUCCAAGGAAGGCUGGCUUUUAGAAUACUGCAUCGUAGCAUUUAUAUGGCAUUAUCAAAUGUCCAAAGCAUUUCACAUACAUUAUCUUGCUCUAAUUCUUACAAUGACCCUGUUGCACAAGUCAGUAUUAUUAUCUCCAUAAUUUAGCUGGAGUGGAGAGUAGAGGUUGUGGCUUGCCAAGGGAGGUUUGUGGCAGAGGUGAGAUUCAAACUAGGGACUGGUUACACAAUCCUAUGCAUGUCUAUUGAGAAAUAAGUCCACUGAGUGGGAUUGGAUUUAGUCCCAGGUAAGUUUGUGUUGGACUGUAGCCUUAGCUGCAACAUUACACCAGCUCUUCGGUAGAACUUCUGAUUUCUUGAUUUUUAGAGAGACACAUUACAUUAAGCAAUAUGUCCUACUGGAUCAGGUCAAAGGGGUUGAGGGCCCUAAAUGAGAUUUUUGAAGAAGGUAGAACAGUAUUACAAUGAGUGAUAAAGGCUAGCAGUCAGUUAAUCCUUUAGGCUUCCCUUUAUGUUCAGCAUGGAGGGGACACUCCAAAAGGCGGGCAGGCAAUAAAGAAGGAUCCCUCUUGCAAAAGUAUACAUUCCCAUGCACAAGGAGGGGAAAAUCCACCCCAAGCCUUUUUGUAUUUCAGAUGGGUCCAACUCCACAGAAUGGGCCAACACUGGAGCCCUGUUCACACAUUCUGUUCAACGCACGCACAACCUGUGCACAGAUUGUACGUAAGGUGUGCAGCUACAACUAUUCACAUGUAAGGUGACUUCACAUGACCCCUGGUCCAAGCUGCUACUUCCACCACUUUGUGUCAUCUAGAUCUGUCAACACUGGGUACACAAGCAGCAUUUCUCUCCACUACCCAACAUUUGCCACCUGACUUCAAAUGUAGUUUAUGAAUGUUGGGUUCUGGAAGGGAGGCAUAACUUUGUCAACCUGACACUGGUGAGCUUCAACAACACGGAAAGAGGCAGGAGUAUUGGCAUGCACUGGCCAGGAACCAGCCAUUUCCACUAGCUUACUCUCAUGCUGCCCCUUAUGUUCAGUGCACGUCUAGGAUGACACUGCUGAUCUGCACCUUGCAUGUGAGAGGGUGCGUGCCCAGGUUCACUUUUUAAAUGAACACAUGUAUGGUCAUUUACACAAAAACCAGGUACAUGCAUACAAAUACCUGUAUGCGUGUACCAAGUAAUGUCUGAAUAGGGCUACAAAAACAUGCUUCAUAUGUACAGACACUGACUCGGUAUAUGGCAGCUUCCUAUGUUCCUGAUGCAUGUACAACAUAAUGUCUGACUAGGCCUAGUGUCCUGUGUAGUUCCAAGUAGCAUAAAAGACGUCGAUAAGGAGUAGAGGGUUAAGUAAUAAAUGAAGGAAGGGUAGAUUUUUGAAGUGUUGCCAAAAAAAUAACUAUUGGAGUGGGACACUGCACUUUUGUUAUCUUUAUGUCCACAAUCAGUAUUUAUUUGGUCAAGUUGGGAGGGGGGUGGGGGCAGGAUCAGUAAUAAAAUCCUGUAUAACACUUUUUGCUAAAAAAAUAAAAGAAAAAAGUUAAUGGUUGACAAAUAAUUUGACAUUUAAAUAGUAUAUUUUUGCUUUAUAGGGAAGUGGACCCCUCUGUACUACUUGCUCCGUGGUUGUGGGAAGGCAGGAGUAGAGCCCAGCCCAGCCGCUUGUGUGGCCUAGUGCUGGCAGGAUUAACUCUUCUGUGCCAGGGCUCCACACGACUGCAGUGGUUGUCUCCUGUUUCUCACAUCUAACCAGGAGUGUGGCCUGUAACGGGGAUUCCCAGGUAUUGACUACAGCUCCCAGCAUCCCUGGCUGCAAUGGCCUUUGGCUGGGGGUUAUGGGAGUUGUAGUAACCACCCAGAAACAAAGGUUUGGGGUACACAAGGUACAAAUCUGUUAAAUAAACACACACCUGGGAAUCCCUGUUACAGGGGAGCGCUGCUAACCCAGUGCUUGACCCCUAAAACUCCCUGUGAAUGUUGUAGACAGAGUGUGGGCAGGCAGUGCUUGGUAACUCGGUAGUUACCAAGUAGCUUGGUAACUUACCAACUCGUAACUUGGUAAGAUGGAAAGGUGGUUCUGAGCAGGCUGGUGGUUGGACUGAGGCUGAAUCUUCUGCAUGCUUGAAAUGGCUUGGUUAUGGAUUGCUUAUGUCUACUGAGUAAACUUCUAGCAGCUGUAAAAUUUGAGCCAUGGGCUUUGUUUCACAGAGUCACCUGGGGCCAUUUUGCUGUGGUAUUUCUCUUGAGGGUAUGUUUGCCACCUCUCUCCAGCCAUUUUUUUGUUUCGCAGCCAGUAUAAAAAUGCAGGGGCACCACUUCCCGGCAUGUUGUCACAGGCUAAGCAUGACAACAGAGCUGCACACAGCACAGGGGGAAAAAGAGCUACAGGAACAUUCAUUUGCACUGCAAGGCUAACAAAGGCCUCGGGCCUAGGUCCUUUCUCAACUCUGUCUGACCCCCAAGUUAUUUUAGUGAGGAUGCCCAAGAUUUGAUCUGAGGUCUUUAUUAUACAUCAAAAACUUGUUUUCUAGCAUUUGUGGCUAGCUUUUUAAAAAUAAAGCUCUUUUCCAAAAAGAGCUUUUCCAUAUUCUAAUAAAGGGUGGGGGGAGGACUGGAACUCCUGGAAAUGCUGAGCUUCCCUGGAAUGCCUUCUUACAAGGAAAACACACUGGGUGUAAUCCAGUGGACAGUAGUCACGGCAGGAUGCUACUCCUGGGUCUUCUAGGUUUGCUGGCUACGUUUGUGAACUGACUCCGUUGAACUGCAUUUGUGGUAAUAUGGAAGUUCAGCCUGCCAUGGCUUAUUCACACAGGCAAAGUCAUUGCUUGGUAUUGCACUUGCAUGAUAGAUGUGCAUGUAUGAAAAAAGCACUACUGAAAACAGGAACUGAAACAAUUAAAUGCUUACGGCUACUGUAAUAUCUGGAGUGUACUUCCAGCUAAUUGUAAAUCAGCUUGGUCAAUGGAAUUUAGUUGUGACUAUCACUUGAUUCUGUUCAGAAUAACUGAGCAAUACUUCAGAUAUUAGCAAUGUGGCCCUUCCUUUAUAAAAAUAAGUAUUUUAUUUAAAGUUGAGAUUGCUAUUUAAAAUUGACAACUUUGGAAACAGGACCCCUAAACACAACUCAGCAGACAGUUAAUGGCUGUAUUCACAUGUAACGUGGAACCAUGGGUCCGCACCCCACCACCCCACUCUCCCAUCCAAAUUUGGAUAUUCAGGAGUGCAGAUUGCAGAGAGGUGAGGAAUCUGGCUGUGCAGGCUACUGAAGGACAGCCAAUCACAGAGUUGAGGGAGGAGCUUCCAGUUCCAGGCCCAGUAGCCUGGGGUUCCAAAUUUGGACAUACUGCAGCCUGCCUGGAACCUCGGGUUGUGAUGAAGCUUGCUACAACUUGAGGGUUCAGACUGGACCCUUGGUUUCAUCGCUGCACCACUCUGGUUCCACAUAUUCAGAUGCAACAUCUGUGGAAUGCAGCCACUGUGAAAGAUGAAGAACUUGCCUCAAGUUUAUGUAGGCCUUUGGUUUUCCCAAGUUCCUAAUGUGCAGUAUGCAGGCUCAGACUAGAUGCAGUAGUGAGACAGGACCUGGAGAAACCUGAGCUGUACUUGCCUUUAAAACACAAAAACUUAGUUCUACACUACAGUUCAUUUUGGCGACAUUUUUUUUUUUUUACAUUUAUGCAUAUUCUUAAAGUCUUGUGGUAUGAUUGCACUGUUUCAAAUAUAUGUUUAGGUUUCUCAGA
Messenger RNA from Hemicordylus capensis (graceful crag lizard), 5126 nucleotides. It is a transcript of the gene PRAF2, whose product is annotated as PRA1 domain family member 2. Gene Ontology annotation, cellular component: membrane. The record is from RefSeq and is a predicted model, not a curated record. The coding region runs from base 262 to 837 and encodes 191 amino acids. The transcript is spliced from 3 exons. Lineage: Eukaryota; Metazoa; Chordata; Lepidosauria; Squamata; Cordylidae.